AUUAUCGUUCUUUGGAUUACCUGAUUUGUUGACGUCCUAAAUAUUUAUGCAAAAAAUGAUUCGUUUUCUUUAUUAGGAGAAACUUAGUAUUUCAUGGCCGUAAUGGAGAUUGCUCAAAACAGUGAUGAAAACCAGUUUUCUUGUGGUUUGUGUGGUGCGAAUUUUAGUUUUAGCUCUCUUUUACGUAAACAUAUUAAAACUCAUACUGUUGGAGAAUAUAAAUGCGACCUAUGUGAUAAAACCUUUCACGCUAUCAAAGCUUUAAAUAUACACACGAGAAUGCACACUGAAGAGAGGCCUUAUAAAUGUGACGUGUGCGGUCAAGGUUUAAAUUCAAAGCAAUCUUUAAUUUCUCACAAGAGAAUUCAUACCGGUGAAAAGCCGUUCAGAUGUACAGUAUGCGAAAGACGGUUUAAUCAUAGUUCACAUUUGUUAAGACACAUAAAAAUACACACUAAUGACAGACCGUACGUGUGUAAUGAGUGUGGAAAACGAUAUAUUGAGAGAGCAGAUUUAAAACGACACAUGAUAAAACACACCGAGAAAUCAGUGACCGCGGAAAGUAGUAAUGUGGGUGAAAAACCUCAUAAGUGUGGUGUAUGUGGUAAAUGCUUUAGAUAUGAAAAAAUAAUGAAAAAGCACAUGAAAACACAUGACUUACUCAAAAUAAAAACAUCUGAUAAAAGUCGAGAAAUGCGUAAUAUUAAACCUACUAUUGACAUUAAAAUUAUACUUCACAAAUGUAAUUUUUGUGAUGAAGCAUUUAGCCAAAUAGGAAAUAUGUAUGCACACCAGAAAACACACAAGAAUGAUAUAGAAUUUAAAUGUGAUGUAUGUGGUAUUGGCUUUCCACAAAAUAUUGAGUUAGAAGUGCACAUAGAAAAACAUACUUGGGAAAAAAAAUAUAAAUGUUAUACUUGUGGCAAGGAAUUUAUUUCUAAUUCGAAUUUAAAAGUUCACAUAAGAAUACAUACUGGCGAAAAACCGUUCGAAUGCGACGUCUGUGGGAAAAGGUUCAAUCAUAGUCCACAUUUGUCACGUCAUAUGAAAAUACAUACUGGUGAAAGACCGUACGUGUGUAAUAAGUGUGGGAAAGGAUUUGUUGAGAAAUUUGAAUUAAAACGACAUGAUAUAAAAGCUCAUACUGAAAAACUUCAAAGCGUCUCGAGUAACACAUGUUCCGAAGCUAAAAAGACUGUUCCCGUUUCUAAGGAGGAAAACUCUUCUAAAUGUGUUGAAGACUGUGCUUCACACGUGAACGAACAUGCGGAAACACGAACCAAAAGUGAUGUAGGUUGUUCAGACAUGAAAGAAAUCGAGAAAACACAAACGUUUAUUACAAAUGGCGAAUCUUUUAAAUGUAACAAUGAAAUAAAUAAGUUAGACGAUGCAUGUCAAACUUCAAAGACUCAUACGGGAACAGCUAAUGGCUGCACCCACACAACUGAUGUUAAAGGUGGGGGACAAAAUGAAAGGGAAGAGAUACAGACACACUUGAAAAUAUAUGCUAGUUUAAAACCUUUCAAGUGUAAGGAUUGCGGGAAAAAGUUUUGGGAGGAGAGUAGUUUGCAGAAACAUAUGAUCAGGCAUUCAGAAGAGAAACCUUUUAAGUGCAAGGAGUGUGGUAAAAGUUUUAUGAGAAAAUCACAUUUACAUUCACACUAUUUAGUACAUUCUGGAGAUAGACUGUUUAAGUGCGAUGAAUGUGGUAGAGGAUUCAAAACAAAAAGUUCUUUAAAGGCCCACUUGAUAACCCAUUCUAGUGAGAGACCGUUUAAGUGUGUUAUAUGUAACAAAACAUUUAAGCAGUGGACACACUUACAAAAUCAUGCAAGAAUACAUUCAACCGAAGACCAAUUUGAAUGCGACAUAUGCAACAAACGCUUUGCAGAAAUAAAAGGCUUAAAAAGGCACAGACGAAUACAUACAGGAGAGAAACACACAUGCAAUAUCUGUAAGAAGGAGUUUACUUUUAUUGAUAGUAUGAAGGCACAUAUGAGAACACAUACGGGUGAAAAACCGUACAUGUGUUCGGAAUGUGGGAAGCGAUUCGGUCAACGACAACAUAUGAAUAGACACAUGAAAAUCCACACGGGUGAGAAACCUCAUAUGUGUGAUGAAUGUGGUAAACGGUUUAUUGAUGGGAGAGACAUGAGGAGACAUAUAGAAAUGCACACUAGGAAAAAAGUUAAAUGUGCUUCAUUUGAGAAGACUAAGAGAUUGUGAAAUGGCAGACGACAUUGAAAGAGGCGGGAAACCAUCUUCUGAAUUUACUUCACAAUCGUUUGAAUACUUGUAUUAAUUUUAGUUUGUCAUUUAGGUCAGUUUACCAUUAGUGGUUGGUUAAUUACAUUUAGUAUACAUUUGUA
Molecule: messenger RNA, 2369 nt
Organism: Mytilus trossulus (common blue mussel)
Lineage: Eukaryota; Metazoa; Mollusca; Bivalvia; Mytilida; Mytilidae
Product: zinc finger protein 91-like
Exons: 2
Coding region: 94-2226 (710 amino acids)
Biological process (GO): regulation of transcription by RNA polymerase II
Cellular component (GO): nucleus
Molecular function (GO): DNA-binding transcription factor activity, RNA polymerase II-specific
Source: RefSeq, a predicted model, not a curated record